Molecule: messenger RNA, 1327 nt
Organism: Harpia harpyja (harpy eagle)
Lineage: Eukaryota; Metazoa; Chordata; Aves; Accipitriformes; Accipitridae
Gene: BSPRY
Product: B-box and SPRY domain containing
Exons: 6
Coding region: 104-1174 (356 amino acids)
Molecular function (GO): protein binding
Source: RefSeq, a predicted model, not a curated record
GCCGCCCGGCUCCUCGGCGGCGGCCGGGGCGGAGCGGAGCGGAGCGGUGUGCGCGGCCCGGGCGGGGCCGCUGCCGCCCCCGCGGCAGGUGCCGAGGCGCAGCAUGGCCCAGCGGGGCGGGGGGCUGCGGCCGCGGGCGCUGGCGGAGCGGGCGGCCGACCUGCGGAACAAGAUCGUGGACCGGUGCGAGCAGCUCCAGCUGCAGAGCGCUACCAUCGCCCGGCAUGUGGACGAGGUGCUGCCUGCCAAGGACCAGAGUGUCCUGAACGCAGCCAACGCGGCACGGGAGCUGGUAAUCCAGAGGCUGAUCUUCGUGGGGAAUGCGUGUGAAAAUGAAGAACAGCGGUUGCUGGAGAAGGUGCACGCGGAGGAGGAGCGGGCGCACCAGAGCAUCCUGACCCAGCGGGUGCAUUGGACUGAGGCUUUGCAGAAGCUGGCUGCCCUCCGAACCUACCUGGUGGACAUGAUCACCAACCUGGAUGACCAGGGCUUGGUGCAUGCAGAACAAGACAUCUUUGAGAGGACAGAGGUGGCGGAAGGAAUCUUAGAGCCACAGGAGUCCCCGAAGUUAAACUUUAAUCAGACCUGUGUUCAGAGUCCACUGCUGCAUCGACUAUGGGCCUCCGCUGUUCUCUGCUGCAUUGCAGGCUCAAAGGAGAUUCACAUUGAUGAGAAAACUGUCAGCCCCCACCUCAGCCUGUUGGAAGACAAGAAAACCCUGACCUUCAGCCCCAAGAAAGCAAAGGUGGACUUGGACUGCCCCGAGCGGUUUGACCACUGGCCCAAUGCUUUGGCUACUGCGGCUUUCCACUCGGGAGUCUGCGCGUGGAAGAUCAGCGUGGAGAAGAGCUGUGCCUACAAGCUGGGGGUUUGCUACAGCUCCCUGCCGCGGAAGGGGUCUGGCAAUGAAGCCCGCCUGGGCUUCAACACCGUCUCCUGGGUCUUCUCACGCUAUGACAAGGAGUUCAGGUUCCUGCACGCUGGGCACCCGCAGGUGGUGGAGCUGAUCAAGUCUCCGGCUGAGAUCGGGGUGCUGGUUGACUUUGCAGGAGGGGAAGUGCUCUUUUACGACCCCGAUUCCUGCACCAUCCUCUUCUCCCACAGGGAGACCUUCACAGAGCCCCUCUAUCCUGUCUUUGCUGUGGCACACCAGAGCAUCUCGCUUGUCCAGUGAGUGAAGCAUUGUGCUUACUGGGGCAGGUGAAUAUACAGCUGUAUAUACAGUGACUGUAUAUACGCUAUACAGUACCUUUAUGGGGGAAAGGAGCCCAGACAGGGCUACUGGCUUUUGUACAGUGGUGUUCAGACAAGACCUGCCUUCAGACUA